Molecule: messenger RNA, 324 nt
Organism: Linum trigynum
Lineage: Eukaryota; Viridiplantae; Streptophyta; Magnoliopsida; Malpighiales; Linaceae
Source: the annotation of a GenBank genome assembly
AUGGUCACAGAAUCCCACCGCAAAACGUCGACCGCCUCCAGAAUAUUUGCUCUAAAGUUGGGGGCAUCUCCACCACAGCCUGGCCCGGCCAACGUUGUCCCUAAUGAUCCGGUGAUCCAUAGCCCUUCAAGAAAUCUUUUGUAUUCGCCACCAACCCCGUCUCGAUCAGAUUCCCCAUUUCAGCUCGCCCCGAAUCUAUCACACGACUUGAAUUCUCAGGAAACCCUUCACAGUGCGUUGGAGAUCAAGGAGCUUGAAACUCUCAUGGUACGCCUCCCCUUCAACAUUUAUUUUCCUCCAAUGUCGAUUCAGGCCGUAUUCUGA